AUGAAUGAAAAUACCAGUGUAAAGAAUAAGAAACAAAUGAGAAAAUCUCAGUACAACCAAAAUUAUACUAAAAAAUUAAAAGCCACCGAAAAAUACGAUGAUUACAAAAGGAGAAAAACAGAUUAUAUGAGGAAAUAUCGAGAAAAUAAAAAAAAUAUUGAGAAAAAAAUGUUAUUUGCAGAUCUAAAAAAGGUUGUCAAAGAUCGACGUGAAGCAGUACACGAAAGAGUUAAGAAAUACAGAGAGCGAAAGAGUCAAGAAAUUAGCAAAAGCAGUAAAUUAGGUUUCGUUGGAUAUAAUUGCAUACAAACGCUUGGAAAAGCAGUAAAAAAAGCAAAACUUGCGAUUCCUGCAUCUCCGACAAAGAAGAGAGCAGUUCUUGCAAAUAUAGUUUCCAAAAUGGAUGAUAAGGAAAAACAAGAAUUUAUUAAUGUUAUCAAAUCAACCCCUGUAAAAAGAAAAUGUAUACCAAAUUGGAUCCUUAUAAAAGCAAUUUACACAUUUCUUGAAAGAGAUGAUAUCUCACGAGUUUCGCCCAAAAUUCGAGACGUGAGAGAAUAUGUAUGCCCAGAAACUGGACAAACCAAAUUAUUGUCGACAAGACAUAUGCUACUCACAAUAAAGGAAGCCUUUGCACUAUUUGACGAAGAACAAAAGAGUAAAGGAGAAAGUUCAUGUGGUAUUAAUUAUUUCUACCAGCAUCGACCAGCGCAUAUUAAAAUGAUAAGAGAUUUACCUCAUAACGUGUGCAUGUGCUCAUACCAUUCAAAUUUUAUUGAAGCGGUCUCUUCUUUACACAAAGCAGUUGAUAGUUUACCGAAUUACGAUAAUGGUUUUGUAAAACUUUUCAUAUGCAAAGAAUCUAAAAUGGAUUGUUGGUUUGGAAGGUGUGACAAGUGCCCUGGUAUUUCUAUUUUUAAACUGAAUGAGCUAGUGGGUGAUAUAUCUCUCGAUUCAAAAAUAUCAUGGAUGGUCUGGAAGAAAGUUGGAGUAAAUAGAAUCGAAAAGGUAAAGGAAAAUGGAAGUUUGGCCAAUCUUAUUGACCAUACAUGUGCUUUGUCAGCAAAAUUUUUAAAGCAUAGUUUUAUUAAACGGGAACAAUCGGAAAUGUUCAAUAUGCACGAUAGGCCAAGAGCAAAAAAUGUCCAAUUUCCUGAUGAGGGCCUCCUUCAAGUCGAUUUCGCUGAAAAUUUCAUUUGCGAGGGGCAAGAUGAGCAGAAAACUUUGAAUCCGACGUCUAUUUCUUCAAGGAAUUAUUUGUUCGCUGCAAUCAAAGGAAUAUCCAACUGCGAGAAUUGGGAUGAUGAAUACCUAAAGAAGGUGGAAGAUGUGAUAUUAUCUUUUGCAAUAAUUUUAAAGAAGAGAUGGGAUCGUUGCCAUCGAACAAUAAGUAUAUUUAUGGAAUCAGAAGAAGAAUGGCUAAUGAACAAAUUUGAGUUCCCUGACAAAAUAAAAAAAAGUCAUAAUAUUGGAAGACCGCAUAAAAGUUUCGGGGAAAGUAGUGAUCGAUCCCAGAGAGAAAAAACCAAAAUCGUUGCGAAUUCUUUAUGUUCACCACAAAUAAGACGUCUAGCCCAAUCCACUCUUCAAUAUAAAGGUAAAAGAAUAGCAGCUAAGAUGGUCGGAGAGAUUUUUGAUACACCAGAACAAGCUCAAACAAUAAAGAAAGCGCUCUUUAAAUUGGAAACCAAAAAGCCUAUUGCGAUGACGUCAGACGAAGCCCUUGCUCAUAUGUUAGAUAAUGACUUAACUAAACAGCAGUAUCUUAACGUACGACUAACAACAAAACAGCGAAACGCUGAUAUUUUCCCACCAUAUGAUCAAGUUCUUGAAGCAAAGAAACGAUGCUACCCUGAGAGUAUAGAAAUAACAGAAACGUCUUGCAGAGUUCCAUUGCAAAGUUUGCUUACUCAUACUAUAAAUAGAAUAUUAGACAUUUAUUCAAUAGGUAAAAUUGUUGGUUCCAAAAAUUAUGAAAUGAUUUAUAAGUGGGGAUGUGACGGAAGCAGUGGGCAUGCAAGGUACAAGCAACGCUAUAUGAGUCCUGAUGCUGAAAGCGAUGCCAAUCUUUUCCUCAUUUCUUUGGUACCACUACAAUUACGACAUAAAAAUGGCGAUGGCUCAACAGUUAUAAUUUGGCAGAAUUCUCGCCCGUCUUCAACCCGUUUCUGUAGGCCUCUGAAAUUUGCGUUUGCAAAAGAAACUAAAGAGUUAACGCGAGAAGAAGUUAACUCAAUCGACGAAGAAAUUGACAAUUUAAAACCUACCAUUGUGAUUCGAAAUAAUUCAACGUUAACAAUAAAUCAUUGUCUCAUUUUUUCUAUGAUUGACGGAAAGGUGUGUAAUUCCGUUACGAAUACAUCUAGUCAAAAAUGUUACAUUUGGGGAUGCUGCCCAAAAGAAAUGAACAUAUUAGAAAAGUGGGACGCAGUUACUGUUGAACCGGAACUAUUAAGAUUUGGAUUAUCAACCCUGCAUGCUUGGAUCCGAUUUUUUGAGUGUUUACUGCACAUAGCCUACAGAUUACAUUUUAAAAAGUGGCAGAUAAAAAUUCAAGAUAAAUUAAGAUCUGAACUAGGAUUGUUAGUCGAUGUAGUUCUUCAAGGUCAUGGCACGACCAAUGAUGGAAAUACUGCGAGGCGUUUCUUUAGCAAUGCAGUUAAAAGUGCAGAAAUCACGGGCAUUGAUGUUAAUUUGAUCAUCAGAUUUGAUAUUAUAUUAAAAACCAUCGCAAGUGGUUAUGACAUCAAUGUAGAUGCUUUUCGAUCCUAUACAAGAGAUACUGCUUCAUUAUAUGUGUCAUUGUAUCCUUGGUACUACAUGCCUGCUAGCGUCCACAAAAUACUUAUGCACGGAGCAGACGUGAUAAAAUUCUCAAUUCUUCCAAUAGGUUUAUUGUCAGAGGAAGCCCAGGAGGCAAGAAAUAAAGAUUACAAGAAAUACAGAGAACACCAUUCCAGAAAAUCAUCGCGCCUGAAUACUAAUACUGACCUGUUCCACAGACUCUUAGAAACUUCUGAUCCUUACUUAUCGAGCAUUCGCAUUGAACCUCGGAAAAAGAAAACACAAAUUUGCGAUACCGUCAAAUCCUUGGUGAUAUUAAAUGAAAACGACAACCGAUCGGUCAAAUCCGAAGACUCUAAUGAAUCUGAUUGA
Molecule: messenger RNA, 3156 nt
Organism: Brassicogethes aeneus
Lineage: Eukaryota; Metazoa; Arthropoda; Insecta; Coleoptera; Nitidulidae
Source: the annotation of a GenBank genome assembly